Molecule: messenger RNA, 479 nt
Organism: Dentiscutata heterogama
Lineage: Eukaryota; Fungi; Glomeromycota; Glomeromycetes; Diversisporales; Gigasporaceae
Source: the annotation of a GenBank genome assembly
GGUGGUACCAAUCAAAUCCUGAUAUGACAUCAACACCAUGUAUAUUUACUUCAAUUACUCCUGCUUGGAAUAAUCAAAAUUUAUCAAGACUUGCUGAAGAAAUUCAAAGUUCUUUGGUAUUUGCUCAUGUUAGAGCUUCCACAACUGGUGCUUUAUCUGAAACUAAUUGUCAUCCAUGGAGAUUUGGCCGUUUAAUAAAAUUACAACUAUCUUUAAGAGAUGAAUUAUUUUUAUUCGUUCAAGGAAAUACUGAUUCAGAAUGGGCUUUUGCUUUAUUUCUUAAUCAACUUGAAGAUCCAAUCAAUGGUCAAUUUGAUCAUGAAACUUUAAAAACUGCUAUGUUAAAAACUAUUGAACAAUUAAAUAAUUGGGCUGAAGAGGCUGGAAUUAAUGAGCCUUCCUUAUUAAACUUCGCCGUAACUGAUGGCCAUUCAGAACAACAUUUACAGAGUAUAAACCUGGACAUUACAGAAUGGUAA